Molecule: messenger RNA, 2018 nt
Organism: Coregonus sp. 'balchen'
Lineage: Eukaryota; Metazoa; Chordata; Actinopteri; Salmoniformes; Salmonidae
Source: the annotation of a GenBank genome assembly
CAUCCCCUGUGAUUGGUUGUAGCUCAGCAUGCUCUAUUGUGCCUCAAGGCCGUUUGUUCGUCGGGUUUUCAACGCACAAACAAAACUUUACUGCCAGCCUGGGCAAUAUUGGGCUCCGGAGUGCUUUGACAACCCCCCUGUAUUAUUGGAAUCUCUGGAUAAUAAAGGUAAUAAAGGUAAGUUAUUACUUACCUGAGUGGUGUAAGUAAAAUGUGACGUAAUGUGUGCUUUGACAUAAUGUAGGUGACUUAAAGUUAAUAUUUCUUCAUAGACAGGACAGAAGAGAGAGGACAGAAGAGAGACAGAUCAGUCAUGUCAGGGUAAAUACAGCGUAUCAAAGCUAUAACUAUGUGAUGGCCAUUUGAAAAGACAUUGCUCUAACAAACUGUCUAAAAGCAGUAGGCCUGUGGUAAAACAAGUGGAAUAUGAAUGUGUACCUUGUAAGAUUAUUCGUUGGAAAAUAUAAUUGAUUCAGACCCUUUCAACUAUUCAAAGCAAACAAUGUACUAUAUGUUGUGUUACUCUAUGCUGUAUUCACCAGCCAUGAGAUGGUAGUGUAUAGAGAUGCUUCAGUGUCCCAGCCAGUUGUGCUGUAGGCUAACUGUCUCCUCUGUCAGUGUGCUUGGCAGGAUGUACAGCUUCAUGGGCGGUGGGUUGUUCUGCGCAGGAGUCGGGAACAUACUCCUUAUUAUCUCCACGACAACCGAUUACUGGAUGCAGUAUCGUCAAUCUAACAACUACAUGCAUCAGGGCCUGUGGCGCUACUGUGUGCCUGGGAAAUGCAUGACACACACAGAUAGCAUUGGUAAGAGCAACAUGUCCCCUUUGUCAUCAAAUGUACUAUAAGUGAAAGAAAGGUCUUUAUGAGGUCACAUUCAGUAAUUUGUUUCAUGCUGUGAAUAUCUAGUAUAAAAUCAUUUCCACAAGAAAGGAAUAAGCUCCUUUUAUUUGAGCAGGUUUAGAUGGGAAUAAAUCACCAUAUUUCAAUAUUUGGUGCAAUAUAUUGAAUAUUGUGUAAUAAGAAAAUGAUGUCACAUUUGAGUAAAGUGUGAAAAGUAAUUCAGUUGUAGACAGGAAUAGUAGUAAUGCUUAUUGGGUAAGUACCUGUACUCUACUGAGUGUCAGCAUUGUCCUCUCUGUUCUCGCUCUGUCACCAGCAUACUGGGAUGCCACCCGUGCCUUCAUGAUCCUCUCCCUGCUGGCCUGCUUCAUUGGCAUCGUGAUCGGCGUCAUGGCCUUCAUACGCUCCUCCUCCUUCAGUGGGUUUGACAAGACGUUUGCUGCCGGCAUCCUCUUCUUCAUCUCCUGUAAGUGUUUCCUCCUCCUCCUACUGUCAUUUCUCCCUAUCACUCUCUAUAUCAAGCAUAGAAAUAGAAUGAAUUCAUUCUAUUUCUAUGCUAUCAAGUCUCUGUUGAGGGAUGUGAUGAAAAGAAUAAAGCAGCAUUUGAUUGACUACUCUCCACAGGUUUCUUUGUACUGAUGGCGAUGGCUGUGUACACUGGGGUGACGGUUAACUACUACGGGAAACGAUAUGGAAACUGGCGCUUCUCCUGGUCCUACAUCAUGGGUUGGGUGGCCGUGGUCCUCACCUUCUUCUCAGGUAGGAUGAUGUGGUUUUGCCUAUAGAGCUAAAGCACUUCAUUUACUAUUGUGUGUCCCAAAUGGCACCCUAUUCCCUUUAGUGUUCUACUCUGGUCAAAAGUAGUGCACUAUAUAAGGAGUAGGCUGCCAUUUGAGAUGGCUCAGUCCAACACAAUUCAUUUGAAGAAAAACAUUUUUCACAUAAGUGGAUAAUCCUAUGUCCAUGAACUGAAUGGUAAUGUCUUCCUAUUUUUUUUUUACAGGUAUCUUCUACAUGUGUGCCUACAGGAUGCAUGAAUGCCCGAGAAACUCCAACUCCCGCUGAUCUGACAAAAAAAGAAAACACACAGCUCACACCUGGGUUUACACACCUAGCUACGUAAUUUCCUGUUUCCCUGACCACUAUUGAAUAACCAUAAUAAAAAGGGUCAAACCAA